AUGCCCAUCGGAAAUCUAGGAAAGCCCACGGCUCUCGCGCUCGGCGAAAUUCAAGGCAACCAGCAGCAUCAUGGCUCCCGCUCGCCGGUCAAACCCCAAGACAAUGGUGACCCUGGCCGCUCCAAAUCUCCGACCAAGUCCGCCUUCACAGGACUCAAAUCCAUGGGCGACAGAUGGGGCGUUGGAAGGGCUGCCGCUCCCUCGCGCGAGCCUUCUCCCACAAAGCCUCCAAAGGCGAAGAAGUCCUCCACAAACCUCGCCGGUCUGCUAUCGCGACCAAGGUCCUUUAUCAACCUACAAAGAGCCAGUGGCGAGAUUAGUCGGCAGUCCUCGACAAGCGAUAAAGAGAAUCGAACCCCAGAGCCAACGAUGACGGAUGCCCCACCCAUCUACGCCCAAUUCACAUCCACUAGCGACGGCAAGACGAAAAAGGCGAGACCCCAAUCGUGCCACCCUUCACUGCAGAGCUCGGCUCUACAGUUUCCCGGCAAGGGCACGCCCCGGACCUCCCAGGAAGAAUCUGACAGCAGCCCAGCUGGCACAGCUGCCUUCAGAGGCCAUGUGCGUGGCCGGUCCGUCGCUACCGCCGAGCCGACUAUGAACUCGGACGAAAUCGCGGUGCACCUCGAGGCGCUGCUCGAUCGCCGCAACAUUCCGCAGAAUCAGCGCUACAAGAUGCGCAAUCUCAACGACACCAUCAAGAUGGAGUUUAUCCGGCAAGACUGGGCCGAGAUGAGGGCCGGUCAGACCGGAAGCCUGCCCCGGAGCGACGGCGGUAGCGUUGACGCGUCGACGACCGCCGUCGAGUCAGAGGCCGAGGACGAUAGCAGCAGCAGUAAGCGCGGGGACCGCGGUAGAAGCCGCGGCCGCAGCUUCACGUUCUCGCGCAGCAAGCGGAAUCGGUCCUCGUCCAAGAAGCCAAAGGCGGAAGGGUCCAUCGGGCGUCGCUGGCGCAGCAAAUCCACAGAGAGCAUCGGGCGCGACCACCCGGAGGCUGCCUCAAGUGGCGGUGGCACUACGGGCUCCAGCGUACUGUCCAAGAUAAAGUUCCAGCAAGGGCCUGGCGACUACGUUGCGUAUCUCCGCAAGGUGCAGAAGCCGGAGGCGGUCGAGGUGGGCAAGCUUCACAAGCUUCGGCUGUUGCUUCGCAACGAGACGGUGGCCUGGACGGAAGAGUUCAUCCGCCGUGGUGGCCUGGAACAGAUUGUCGGUCUAUUGAACCGCAUCAUGGAGGUCGAAUGGAGAGAGGAGCACGAAGACGCCCUGCUCCACGAAAACCUGCUAUGCCUCAAGGCGCUGUCUACGACGGCGCUUGGCAUGGAGUACCUGCACACCGUGCAGGCUGACCUCCUUCCCAAGCUGCUGCACCUCAUCUUCGACCCGGAGAAGAAGGGACCCAGCGAGUUCACCACGCGCAACAUCAUCACCUCGGUGCUGCUCAUGUACAUGGCCUCAGCGCCGCCCGCAGAGCGCGUGAUUCGUGCCAAGAACGUCCUCGGCCACCUGCGUGACCCGCAGCCGCGGGAGGAGGACCGCCCGCCGCCGUUCCUGCUCGGCAUUCACCAGGAGCGGCCGUACCGCGUGUGGUGCAAGGAGGUUGUCUCGGUCACCAAGGAGGUCUUCUGGAUCUUCCUGCACCACGUCAAUGCCAUUGCCCUCCCCAAGGACGCGGCCGGAGCUGCACAGCCCGACGACCCAACGACGACCACCUCGUUCUUCAACCCCGGCGCAGAGCAGCCGUACGCUUACAUGCAUCGCCACUUCGCCGCCGAGCGCCCUCCCGUCGCCGCCGCGCCGUACGUCGGCGGCGUCGAGUGGGACGCCACCAACUACCUCGCCUCGCACCUCGACCUCGUCAACGCCAUCGUCGCGUGCGCCGCCACCCGCGACGCCCGCAACGCGCUCCGCUCGCAGCUCCGCGUCUCCGGCUGGGAGCGCUGCAUGGGCGGCAGCCUGCGCCUGUGCAAGGAGAAGUUUUACGGGAGCGUCCACGCGGCGCUGCGGACGUGGGUCGCCGCCGCCGCCGAGGACGGCUGGGACGUGAGGGAUGUAAGGUUCGGCCCGGAGCAGCAGCCCAGCAGGGCCGCGUCGCCGCGCAAGGUACCCGCGGGUGGCAAGGUGGAGGAGCCGCCCAAGCUGGACAUGCCCCGGUUUGACCUGGGCCUUUGA
This is a messenger RNA of Cordyceps fumosorosea ARSEF 2679, 2169 nucleotides long. RefSeq names its product GTPase binding protein Rid1. The coding region runs from base 1 to 2169 and encodes 722 amino acids. The record is from RefSeq and is a predicted model, not a curated record. Gene Ontology annotation, biological process: actin cytoskeleton organization. The transcript is spliced from 2 exons. Gene Ontology annotation, molecular function: small GTPase binding; actin binding. NCBI's taxonomy places the organism in Eukaryota, Fungi, Ascomycota, Sordariomycetes, Hypocreales, Cordycipitaceae.